Vidua chalybeata is the source of this 1768-nucleotide messenger RNA. Its product is annotated as gonadotropin-releasing hormone II receptor-like. Gene Ontology annotation, biological process: G protein-coupled receptor signaling pathway. The record is from RefSeq and is a predicted model, not a curated record. Gene Ontology annotation, cellular component: membrane. The coding region runs from base 6 to 1223 and encodes 405 amino acids. Lineage: Eukaryota; Metazoa; Chordata; Aves; Passeriformes; Viduidae. The transcript is spliced from 4 exons. Gene Ontology annotation, molecular function: gonadotropin-releasing hormone receptor activity; peptide binding.
GCAAAAUGGGCAACACAGAGGGAACAGGCAGGGACAGGAUGGGACAAGACAGAGUGGGACAGACUGCUGCUGAAGGGUUCACUUUGCUGCUUGUGUUUCAGCAGGGGAUGAGUGAGGAGCAGCUCCCUGCAUCUCCCCACUGCCCCACCACGUGGGAGGACACCAAUGUCUCGGCCUCUGCGUACCCCCAGUACUGGGUGGAGCCCCGGUUCACCCAAGCAGCGAAGGUCCGUGUGAUCAUCACAGCCAUCUUCUUCCUGCUGGCAGCGGGCAGCAAUGCGGCGGUGCUGGGCAGCCUGCUGAGGAAGAGGAGGAAAUCCCACGUGCAGCCGCUGAUCCUCAGCCUGGCGCUGGCUGACCUGCUGGUGACAGUGAUGGUGAUGCCCCUGGAUGCGGCGUGGAACGUGACAGUGCAGUGGUACGGAGGGGACAUCUCCUGCAAGAUCCUCAACUUCCUCAAGCUCUUUGCUAUGUACGCGGCUGCCCUGGUACUGGUGGUCAUCAGCCUGGACCGGCACUCAGCCAUCCUCCAUCCCUUCUCCCGUGCUCACCGCCGCAAUGGGAUGCUGCUCCGUGCUGCCUGGGCUGGCAGCGUGCUCCUGGCUUUGCCCCAGCUUUUCCUCUUCCACCUGAACACAAUCCCAGGAGGGAAUUUCACCCAGUGUGUUACUCAUGGGAGCUUCCGAGCACACUGGGAGGAAACUGUCUACAACAUGUUCACCUUCACCACCCUCUACAUCACCCCUCUGAGUGUCAUGAUCGUCUGCUACAUCCGGAUCCUUUGGGAGAUCAGUAAGCAGCUAAAGGUCAAUAAAGGUUUGACAAGAAAUCAAAACGACCACAUCUCCAAGGCACGCAUGAAGACUCUCAAGAUGACCAUAGUGAUUGUUGCCACCUUCAUCAUCUGCUGGACCCCUUACUAUCUCCUGGGCUUGUGGUACUGGUUCCAGCCAGCCAUGAUCCAGAAGAUGCCAGAGUAUGUCAACCACAGCUUCUUCCUCUUUGGCCUGCUGCACACCUGCACUGACCCUAUCAUUUAUGGGCUGUACACCCCUUCCUUUCGGGAGGAUGUGCAGUUGUGUCUCAGGGGCAUUGAAACAGCCAUCACCAGGCAAAAGAGACACAAACCCAUCUCAGCCUCAGAGAAGAACAUCAAGGAUGGUGCUGCAAAUGGUGGGGUGGCAUCAGGGGGCUCCAACGGGACAACUGUCAGCACAGUCUGAUGAAGAGAUGUACCCACAAGGGGAUGGCAGGCACAGCUUUGGGACUGUUUUGUUCUGUAGGACCAUUUUGGAAACUGUCAUGAUGAGGUUCCCUACUCAGCUUUUGUGGGUGAGGGUUUCUGGCCAGAAACUGAGAAUGUGUCUCCUCCCAGUACUCAGGGUGAAAAAAAUUUGUGGGUAUUUCUGGUCAUUCUGCUGUAUUCUGGCACUGCUGUGACAACUAGAAAAACAUCCUUUUUGUACCUGGCUCCAGCCCUCAUUCUGGGAUCAAGCUUCUCCACACUUCCAGCAUCAACCUCUGGGAGGAAAUUUACCAUCUCCUCUGUGGUCCAGGGUCACGUCUCUGGAGUGGCUGGUCUUCAAGUGCCCUUUGCACCUACACCCAGCUGUAGAGCCAUGGAUGGUGUCACCCUGAGCCUGCAAAGGUGUGAUCACAGGCUUUUACUCCGUUUUCUCUACCCAUUGUAGGAAAAGCUCUCUGGAAUUUCAGAUCUCCUGACUCAGAACCUGCCUGGUUCUCCCAUGGCUGUGUGACAAGCCCUGGG